UGUGAGAACAGCUGGAAAAUAGAUCUAACUGGUCACAGGAGCCAAGAAAGAUUCUGUAAACAUCUACAGAGUCUGAGUGACUGUAGAGCUUCACUACCAGUAAAAUGAAGUCUGUGCUCGUUCUGCUGGGUGUCCUCCUGCCUCUGACCUGCUUUGGUCAAAGUGGUUUGACUGGCAAGGGGCUGUUUUUCCCAACUCCAUCAGUGGAUUCCUAUGUAAGGCUCUUCCCCUUGAAGCCCCUGAAUUUAGAGGCCUUUACUCUGUGUAUGCGUCUGUAUGUGGAUCCGACUAUAGUAAACGAUGAAACCCGUGACACCAUCCUUUUUGCUUAUCGCACCCAAGACCAGGAUGAGCUUAAUGUCUGGCUGGAGAGCAAGAACAUCUCCUUAUACCUCACCAAUAGCUUAGUGGGCGUUACGUAUCCCACCCCACCUCUCUCCAUCUUCCGCACAAACCUGUGUCUCACCUGGGAAUCCAGCACGGGUCUGACCGCGCUCUGGGUGGAUGGCCACCGCAGCACUCUGCAGGCGUACGGGAAAAACAUCCAGGUUCAGUCUGAUGGUACUGUUCUUCUGGGUCAGGAUCCGGACUCUCUCCUUGGUGACUUUGAUGAAAGCCAGAGUUUUGUAGGUGAGAUUACAGACGUGAACAUGUGGGAUUAUGUGCUGACGGGUGAUCAGAUUAGGCACUUCAAUGAUAAGGUGUGGGUGGGACCAGAACCGAAUGUGAUUAACUGGGACACUGUGCAGUAUAAAGGACAUGGGACUGCCUUUGUAGUGCCAGAGAAGUAUAAAUAAUAUGUAAGACCCAUAUCUCUGCAUAAGGUCCUGUAAAAAAGUAAUGGGCCAUGUUUUCUGCAAUAGUGCUGAAAUUAGACAUUAUAUAUAUAUAUAUAUAUAUAUAUAUAUAUAUAUAUAUAUA
Molecule: messenger RNA, 921 nt
Organism: Colossoma macropomum (tambaqui)
Lineage: Eukaryota; Metazoa; Chordata; Actinopteri; Characiformes; Serrasalmidae
Product: pentraxin fusion protein-like
Exons: 3
Coding region: 105-797 (230 amino acids)
Source: RefSeq, a predicted model, not a curated record